Molecule: messenger RNA, 2988 nt
Organism: Paraglomus brasilianum
Lineage: Eukaryota; Fungi; Glomeromycota; Glomeromycetes; Paraglomerales; Paraglomeraceae
Source: the annotation of a GenBank genome assembly
AUGAAUCAAAGUCCUAUGAUACAUGCGCCGUCCAAAAAGACGGACGAAGUCGACUGGGCAACACCGUUGAAGCGCUACAUACACACGACAUAUCAGGAAGACCCGGAGAAAUAUGCUGACGAAUGCAUGACGAUACAUCGUUUACGACAAGAUAUGAGAGGUGCCGGGAAGGAUCUGACUGGGAGAGACCUAUUAUACAGAUAUUAUGGCCAGUUGGAAUUACUUGACUUGAGGUUUCCAGUCGAUGAAAGCCAUAUUCGGGUAUCAUUCACAUGGUACGACGCCUUCACACUAAAAACAACCUCUCAAUUUUCUCUUGCAUAUGAGAAAGCCAGCACCAUAUUCAACAUUGCAUCGGUUCUAUCUGCAAUCGCGGCUUCGCAGAAUCGCUUCGAAUCUGAUGGACUAAAACGUGCAUCCACGUACUUUCAGGCAUCUGCUGGAAUGUAUGCUUACAUAAACGAUAACUUUCUCCAUGCGCCCUCAACCGAUUUGAGUCGCGAAGUUGUUAAAUUGCUGUCACAGCUAAUGUUGACGCAGGCUCAAGAGUGCUAUCUAGAACUGAGUAUUGGGGCCAAGAAAACAUUUGCUCUUGUUGCUAAAUUAGCUUCGCAGGCGGGAUGGUCGUAUGGCAAUAUUGUAGAAAAUAUGACUGAUUUUGUGAACAAGAGUAUUUUUGACAAGAGUUGGCUAUCCUUAUGUCAAAUAAAACAUAAAUAUAUAUCAUCGAUCUCACAAUAUCAAAAAGCAUUGGCAUGCGAAGCAGAUCGUCAAUACGGUGAAUGUGUUGCACGUCUUAAUGUUGCCGAUACUUUGGCUAAAGAAGCCAGCAAGCUUGCAAACAGCUUUGUAUCAUCAUUUUCUCCUUCAUCAACACAGACUCUAAUGCCAGAUGCUGCUUCUUCAUUACAAGAGCUCACAAAAGCAAAUGCGGCUAUGAUAGCCGAAAAGAAAAAUUCAGCAACAAACGAUAACGAUAUAAUAUACAAUGAAGCUGUACCGCAAGAAAGUGUUCUUACUCCAAUAGAUAAAAUUAAUGCUGUUAAAUCCAUUUCUAUUCAGGAACUAUAUAACGCAAAUGAUAUCAAGAAAGUAAUUGGUCCGGAUAUGUUUCAACGUCUUAUUCCGUUUUCAGUACAUGAAUCUGCUUCACUAUACUCUGAGGAGAAGGCAAAAAUUGUUCGGGGUGAAACAGAACGAUGCGACUUGGCUAACACUGAACUAGAGACAUCCCUGAUUGACAUGAAGUUACCUGGAAUGCUUGAAAAGUUCAAGAGCACAAACAGCGCGAAAUCUUUGGACGAAUUGGCUAUUCCUACCCCAGAAGUUUGUGAAUGGGCAGAUUGUAUUCGAGACGAUGAAAUUAACAAGAUUCCAAUUAACGAGUUGCGAGGUGCUGUUGAGGACUUGAAGAAUAACAAAGCUAAACAAAUGUUGGACGACAUCUCACAUAUUCUCGACGCGGAGCAACGAGCAUGUGAGGAUAUGAGGGUUAAGUAUGUCGAUGAAUGGACUCAGGCAACAUCCGGACCGCUUACUAGUUUCAUUAGAAAUGAUCUACGCAAGCAUCGGGAGAACCUUGAUAAGGCUGAAACCAAUGACCGUCACUUUGCGCAAAUGUUAGAGCAAUGCAUGAACGAUAUUUCUAUUUUAAGUGGUGGAGCAAAUGGGGAUCGGUUGGAGACAACAUUUGCUGAAGCCUUGGCUUCAAUAAGCAACGAUACACCUGCUGUAAAUGGAAAACGGGCUAGUGAUAACAUAUUGGAUAUAGACAAUGUUCAGCCAGAAGAGAGCAUGCCCUCCAAAGUGCGUCAAAUUGAAGAGUGCAUUGGAAAUUUGAAUAAAGUGAGGAAAGAACGCAUGGACACGUUAAGCGAUUUGAAAGAAAAAACGCACCAAGACGAUAUAUCUCACUUGCUUAUAUUAAACAAGAAGACUCAAAACAUCGAGCCACAGUUGUUUCAAACUGAGCUUGAGAAGUUUAUUCCGUAUAAAAAUAGGAUUACAGCCAGUAUCCAUCAACAACAAAAGCUAUUGCACCAACUGAACGCUUUUCAUAGGAGCUUGAUGGAAGGCGAUGAAGCGCGAGCAGUGCAAAGCCGAUGGGAACAGGCUGAACGAAAGAGGAAAGAAGUCGUUGAGCGAUUCAGAAAAGCCAAGGAUACUUACAUCGAAGUCAAAGAAGGGAUCAGGAAAGGGUUCGAAUUUUACAAUGAUCUAUCAGAGUCAAUUAAUAACUUAUUAAAGACUGCUAAUAACUUCGCCGAUGAACGGCAAAAAGAGAGAGACAAUCUUGUUCGCACUAUAGCAGACCGACAGCAGCAAAAGUUAAGAGAAGAUCUUCGUCAUUCUUCGGCCAUGUCGCCACCGGAACAAGCUUUUCGCAGAUUAUCUUUACAACAACUACCCCCACAGGCACAUCUGCAGACAAGGGGACAACCUCAAUACCAACCUCAGCGACCACCACCGCAAUACGUGCAACCUCUUCAACAGCAAUAUCCACAACAACCGCCUCAACAACAAUACCCACAGCCACCUCUUCAGCAACAAUACCCACAACCACCUCUUCAACAACCACCUCUACCAAAUUUGCAACAGCCGCCUCCCCAACACCAACGUCAACAACCACAGCCACCUCAACAUCAACACCAACAACCGCCUCCGCAGCAACAAUUACAGCACCAACCUCCGCAAUAUGCAUACGGGAAUUUCCCACCUGCUCAGCAACAAGGCAGUUAUCAACAGCCUCCGAUAAGGGAUUUCCAACAACGCAUGGUGUCACCUACUGGAGGACCUCAUCAACCACCAAAUCCCUAUCAUCAACCGCAGUCAAGGGAUUUCCAACAACACGUGAUGUCACCUGUUCAACCGCCUAAUCCAUAUAAUCAGCCGCCUCCUCAUGUGCCGUCUUAUCCUCCAGGUCCAUUACAGACACCGCCGCCGCCACAAGCACCGCAUUUUACUAACGACAGAUUAGCGAGACGUUAA